Messenger RNA from Didymodactylos carnosus, 3030 nucleotides. The record is from the annotation of a GenBank genome assembly. NCBI's taxonomy places the organism in Eukaryota, Metazoa, Rotifera, Eurotatoria, Philodinida, Philodinidae.
AGUUCGAUAGCGCCGGUUUUUUCGAUCAUUUGUAGCCAUCUUCAAAUUGUUCGAAAUGAUACUGCACCGUUCAAAUCCCGGAAGAUCUUUGUUGCACCGUCACCAUUCUCACGUUUAAUUUUUACGACAUUUCGGAGAUCUUUACUUUUCAUUUUGUAAAAAAGUUAUCUGGAAUUCUUCAAAAGCCUAUAACACAUUUUUUUGUAGAGAAAUAAACGGCGAUUCUUUUGGUAGAAAAAUGAGUUCUGUAGGUUGAAAGGGAGAGGAGAAAAAUUGAAAAUAAAAAAGUGGACAUUCUUUAUGUUACACCCGUUAAUGGACUAAACUAUUUACCCUUUUCGAUCUCAGCCACCAUAGAGGGUGAUGGUUUGAAAAUUUGUGAGCGCAUACUCCAUCGAGAAUGUAAGCCAACGACAGCAAUUGCGAGUUCACUGCAUGAUAUCUUAAGAAACUUAGAAAAAAAUAUGACUUUCAUUGCAGUCCUGUUACAGUAGAAAAAUCAAUGUUGCUGUCUUUUCAUAGUGGCACAACUAACCCGUAAAAUUUUUGCAUAAAAAUUAAGCCUGGGUUAUGUUCUUUUUCCAGCCAAAGAUGAGCUCAUUCAGUCUAAUACUGAGAUUGAGUUCACGGCACUAACAUGAUGAUUAUUAGUGUGCCAUUUCUUUCUAUUCUGAGUUCCGCUUCUGAAACUUUCUUUGAAGAGCACUAUGCGACUUUUGUGAACAUCGAUGAAUACAAUAAAAUGGUCAUGGGUCUUGAACAAGUUUAGGAACUUUAAUGGAAUUUGUAGGGUAGGUAUCUAGAACACAGCGCUAUAUAGUGACGAAUCGGUCAGGUCACAAGAGUUUUCUUUUUCAGAGUUAUGAAGCUUAAAGCGAAAAUAGGUACAUCAUAACUUCUCUUCUACGCAAGCAAUCCGUAUGCGGGUAGUGCCUUUGAUCUACAUUUCUGGUGGAGUAUAUGCAGUCAUAUUCCCAGAUUCCCAGCAUCUGUGGUGGUAGAGAUCUAAGGGAUGGAUAUCUUUGCUUAGUACUAUAUAUAUAUAAACAUUUGUUAAUACUUGAAUUAUUUCUAUUGCUUUUGUUUAAAAAGGUCGCUAAUCCCAAAUUAAGCCAUAAUCAAAUGAUUCAAUUAGCUUUACCCACUAAGAAAAAUAAACAUUUAUCAAUGGCUGAACAAAUGAAUAGAAACCAACAUCAGCAAUUAUCAUGCACAAUUGAUAACAAUGACAAGAUUAUCAAUAUAGCACGACGAAAAUCAAGUCAUAUAUAUGAACUUCAAUCAAAUCAAAUAUUGUUAUGUUUUACAAAAAUAGAAAAUGACUGCCACUACCUUAUUUUCAGUUCAAUUAUAAAAAUAACUAACAAUCUAACAUUACCAUUAGAUGUUCUUCACCCAGAAAAUGGUAGUGUAGUUGCUACAAUUACUCCUGAUGAUACAUAUUGUCUACCAAUGUCACUUUUAUAUUACGAUCACACAUCAACGGAGAUUUAUUUCAGUAUCAGUCAUAAUGAAAAUAUAUCAAAAUUUUCAUUGAAUUGGAACGAUAAUCAUCCUAUUUUAUAUGAUACUUUAAAUGUGAACAGAGACUUAAAUUAUUAUAUUGUUAUUUGUAAAGAAACUAUUAAGGCUUAUUCAGAAAACACGAAUAAUAUGAGCAGACAUUGUGGAUUCCACUUCUUUAUCCAAUCAGGAUUAACAGUACAAAAUUUAUUACCAUAUGAAUUACAACUUUAUGAUGAUGAUAAUGAAACACCUUUAUUAUCACUUGGUCCUACUGAAAAACAAGCAAUAAUAAACCGAAAUAAAGAUGCUAGUUUUAAAUUUAGAUUAUGUACUACGCUCGAAGUAUAUUAUACAUCUACGAAAAAACAAUUAGGUGACGAAAAAACUGAACUUGAAUUUUCGAAUUCAACAUCAACAAAGAAACUGUAUGCAUCCGUAAUUUCCAGUAUAUUUCGAGGUGUUCAUCAUAUUAUUAUUUAUUCGUAUUAUUGGAUUUUGAAUAAAACUGGAUUAAACUUAUUACUGAAGACAUUAGUUUGUGUUGCAAUAAAUGCACAAUCACCCAAAUCUGACAUUAAAAUUCUCAGUCGAGCACAAACUAUACAGUGUAAAGCAGCAAACAAUCAGAUAUAUAAUCUACUUAUUACUAUAAAGCAAAGUUCAUUUUCAAAGACAGAAGUUAUUACAAUAUCAUCAGCAACCGUUAUCUUCAAUAAUUCUAGUUUUAAGCUCGAUGUAGAAUAUAUCGAAACAAACAAUGUAUAUCGUCAACAGCUAUUCUUGGAUAUAAAUAGCACGAAUCCACUUUGGUCGAGUAGUCUUAACGAAGGAAUAUUACGUAUUAAAUUACAUACAGACACGGAGAUUGUACAAGUUUAUUUAACCGAAACGCCAUCACGUACACUAUUAAAUAUGGGAAAUGAAAUUAAUAUUAAUAUUGAACUGAAAAAAACGAAAUUGAAUAGUUAUCAUAUAAUUUUGACUGAUAGUCAUACAAUUAAUGAUGUGCCUAUUUUAAUAAUAAAUCGAAAUAAAUUUCCAAUUACAUAUUGUCAAAAUCAUAACAAUGAACUUCUAAAAUGUCCACCAGAAAGUUAUGUAUAUCAUACGUCCAAUUAUUUGAAUGAACUAGAUCGUUAUGUAAGUAUAACACAUAAUAAUCAAUCGUAUAAAAUUGACAAUCAUAAAAUACCCAAUUUUUCUACUGACUAUAUUCAAUUAUUUGAUCACGUUCAUCGUAUUGUUUAUUUAUUUGCAAAUAAAAAAUAUUUGAAUAACGUUUGGAAAUUAGUAUCAUUAGCGUAUAAAUUUAACAAUUGUGUUCAACUUAAUAUUGCUCAUUUGGGUUUAUCAAUCGUAAAUGAUUUAAAAUGCCAAGAAAUUGCAUAUAUAACCGUUCGUAAUGCAUAUGUCACUUAUGAUUGGUCAAAAAAAGAAGAUCGUCUGAAAGCAACAGUGAAUCAGCUUCAGGUAGGAUAUCAAAACUUUUAUGUUGAACGUGUUUUACAGUUCAAAGAAUCAUAG